Molecule: messenger RNA, 1028 nt
Organism: Silurus meridionalis
Lineage: Eukaryota; Metazoa; Chordata; Actinopteri; Siluriformes; Siluridae
Product: protein C1orf43 homolog
Exons: 7
Coding region: 133-912 (259 amino acids)
Biological process (GO): phagocytosis
Source: RefSeq, a predicted model, not a curated record
GGAAUCACGUGAUCGGGCUGUUUAUCAACAAUGUAGUAGCAUUCGGUCCAGAAAGCGGGCGCAGUUACUGUGUGUGUGUGUGAUCUCAGGCAUAUUUGCUGGUAUGGAAAGCUGAGUGUAAGAGUUGCGAAAAUGAAUACAGAGUCGCCCCUCUCAGGAGUAAAUGUAGUGCUGGUUAUGACCUACGGGAGUCUGGUGUUUGUGUUGUUGUUUAUCUUUGUGAAGAGACAGAUCAUGCGUUUUGCUAUGAAGUCCCGCAGGGGACCGCAUGCGCUAGUGGGACACAAUGCUCCAAAGCAGCUGAAAGCAGAGAUUGACUCUCAGCUGGCCAAAGUAAAUAAUAUCUGCUAUGAGCCAUGGCUGCUGGCUUCAGAUGAUGAGAGGCUGAAGCACUGUGGGCAGAAUGGUGUGUGGGUGUUCGCAGGCUGUUUUAACUACCUGUACAGAAUGCAAGCUCUGGAUGCCAUUAGAAACACUGGCAUUGGGUUUCCUGAACUGGCUCGCAGCCCCAGUGCUCUGACCGGCCCCUGCUACAGGAAGUGGCUGCUGGACCUGCAUAGGUCUCACUCCCUGAUCAAAUCCAGCCACAGCGGCCUCAUCGACCGCCUGCUGGAGGGCUACAACAACGCUCGUCACGGCACUGCGGUAUUUGGUGAAGUUGAAUUCCUCAAAUACAAAGAAGACUUGGCUGAGCUGGCUGCCAUUGUGAAAGUGCACUCCAGCUCCACCAGCCUGAACCAGCAGGACCAGUCAGUAGCCAAAGACCUGACAAUCUCGAAUGGCCCGUGCUCAGACUGCAUCAUCCAGAUGACAUACCUGCCCUCCUCAGGCCAGCGCAACAAAAGACCCAAACACUUCCUAGAGCUCAAGAACUUCAAGGACAACUAUAAUACACUAGAAAGCACGCUAUAGGGACCUAAUGGACUGUCCUUGGUGUUGUGGAGACGACUCAUGAAUCUGAGGUUGUUCAAACCUUCUAUAAUAAAUAAAGGAGAAGACUGGGCUGUGUGGGACAGUGACAAGCUGAA